Messenger RNA from Alternaria postmessia, 1056 nucleotides. RefSeq lists its product as uncharacterized. NCBI's taxonomy places the organism in Eukaryota, Fungi, Ascomycota, Dothideomycetes, Pleosporales, Pleosporaceae. The record is from RefSeq and is a predicted model, not a curated record. The transcript is spliced from 3 exons. Gene Ontology annotation, molecular function: dioxygenase activity. The coding region runs from base 1 to 1056 and encodes 351 amino acids.
AUGGCACCAACGAAAUACAUUGAUCGCCCUGUGCCGACCAUCUCCCUCCGCGACUUCGACUCUCGGAUGGACAUGAUUACACAGGAACUUCUCGAUGCUGCAGAGAACCAUGGAUUCUUCUGUAUCGUAGACCACGGCAUAACACGCGAUGCUGUUGAUGGGAUCUUUGACCAGUCAGCACGCUUCUUCAACCAACCUGAUCCCGUAAAGUCUCAGGUGCCUUUCUCCCCUCAGCACAAUGCUGGAUGGGAGAAGAACGCGCAAAUCAGGCCAUCGACUGGUGCAGUCGACCGCAAAGAAUCUUAUCAGAUGCAAUUUGGCGAAGGCAUGAACGGCCGAUGGCUAGAUGAUGAGACUUUGCCUGGCUUCCAGGCGGAGGCCCUGGCAUUCAUGCACAAAGUACAAGCGGUCAGCGAGAACCUCAUGAGGUGCUUUGCGCGAGGAUUGGGUUUUGAGGACGACUAUUUUAUCAAAGCACAUGAUGUCAGAAGGCCAGAGUCUCAGACGGUGUGCCGAUUACUACACUAUUUCGAAACUCCGCGGUUACCGAAUCCCACUGGGGAAGUGCAUCACAGAGCAGGUGCGCAUGCUGACUGGGAUUUUUUGACCUUACUGUUCCAGAAGGCAGGGCAGUCUGGCCUCGAGAUAUGUCCAGGACGGGAAGUUUCGACAUCGUUUGGCUACGGAGACGCUUGGACAAAGGUUGAGCCUGACGCUGAGAAGAACGCGAUCGUCUGCAACGUCGGUGACUUGCUCAUGUCAUGGUCUGACGACCGCUUCAAAUCCACAUUCCAUCGCGUUAAGGCUCCGUGUGAGCCCGACGACUAUUAUGGCGAGCGCUAUAGUAUCGCCUUUUUCAACCAACCGUGCAAAGACGCUAAGAUCCAAGGUCCGCUGAAGAAGUAUCCAGUGGUAACAGGAGAGGAGUUUACCAGAAAUGCUAUGAGUCGGAACUACCAGGCUAUACAAGAGAAGUUGAAGAAAGAGAAAGAGCUGGUGGUCAAGGCCGUCGAGGUGGACGCGACGACAGCUCGUACGGUCAGCGCUACCGCAUGA